Scomber japonicus (chub mackerel) is the source of this 765-nucleotide messenger RNA. RefSeq names its product Fas apoptotic inhibitory molecule 2b (gene faim2b). The transcript is spliced from 12 exons. Gene Ontology annotation, cellular component: membrane; endoplasmic reticulum; Golgi apparatus. The record is from RefSeq and is a predicted model, not a curated record. NCBI's taxonomy places the organism in Eukaryota, Metazoa, Chordata, Actinopteri, Scombriformes, Scombridae. Gene Ontology annotation, biological process: negative regulation of apoptotic signaling pathway. The coding region runs from base 1 to 765 and encodes 254 amino acids.
AUGAAGAAGGGAAAGCAGGUUGAUGACAAUGAGCCACCCAGUUAUCAGGAGGCGACUGCAGGCUAUGACGACAUGCAGGCCCAGUUUGCCUGGGAUGACAAGACCAUCAGGCGGACCUUCAUCAGGAAGGUCUAUGCCAUUCUUAUGGUCCAACUAUUGGUGACUCUAGGAAUUAUUGCUCUCUUCACAUUUUGUGCACCUGUGAGGUUUUACAUUCAGACUCAUCCCGGCUUGUACAUGAUAUCUUAUCUGAUGUUCUUCGCCACCUACAUUGCACUGUCUUGCUGUGGGGAUUUGAGACGGCAGUUUCCCUGGAACAUAAUUUUAUUAGUUCUCUUCACUUUGAGUAUGGCUUUCAUGAUGGGAUUUGUGUCAAGCUUUUACAAUACAAAGUCAGUGGUUCUGUGUGUGGGAAUCACUGCUAUGGUAUGUUUCUGUGUCACCAUCUUCAGCUUCCAGAGCAAAAUUGAUGUCCCAUCCUGUCAGGGUGUCCUGUUUUCUUUGUGUAUGGUCAUGCUUCUCUGUGCCAUCACCAUGUCCAUUGUCGUCCCCUUUGGAUAUGUUCCCUGGUUACACGCCCUUUAUGCUGUGAUGGGAGCCAUACUCUUUACUCUGUUCCUGGCAUUUGACACUCAGAUGUUGUUAGGAAACAAGCGCUUUACCAUAAGUCCAGAGGAAUAUGUCUUUGCCACACUCAGCAUCUACCUGGACAUUAUUUACCUGUUCAGCUUCCUGCUACAGAUCAUGGGAGGUGGCCGCGACUGA